Annulohypoxylon maeteangense is the source of this 1042-nucleotide messenger RNA. RefSeq lists its product as uncharacterized. Bases 113 to 799 code for a protein of 228 amino acids. Lineage: Eukaryota; Fungi; Ascomycota; Sordariomycetes; Xylariales; Hypoxylaceae. The record is from RefSeq and is a predicted model, not a curated record. The transcript has a single exon.
CCCUCAUCUACGAUCACUGCCUCUUAUCAAAUUAAAAUAGGUCCCUCAUCACCAGCUUAAUACAAUAUCGUCUUACAGCUAUAUUCUAAUCAAAAGAUAAUCCCUCACCACGAUGCGUCACCAAAUCACCAUCCUCGCCAUCGCGAGCCUGGCACCCAACGCCCUCGCCCAAUCCAGCAGCUCAUCAAUGGACAUGUCGAUGCCGAUGGACAUGUCCAUGUCAAUGACCAUGCCCAUGCCCAUGCCCAUGCCCUCAUCCACAGCGACAUCAACCCCCAACCCCACGCGCACAAUCUCCAUCCCCUGCCUCGUCCCCGGCGCCCUAGUCCUCGUCCAAGACCUGCCCAAACCCUCCAACACCGCCUUAAUCAGCUACCUCUCCGCCGCAACCCCCAACAUCAACACCGGCGCCCUCGCCAGCUCUCCCUGCGCCGUAGCCUCCUCGCUCGUCUCCGCGCUCCCCUCUUCUCUCCGCACAGCAGCUGCUUCUUACCAGACCCAGCUCGCCAGCUUCGUCGCUGCCAACGCGAAGAACAUUAGUUCCGUGUAUGCGGAGUGUAACCCCUUGCCCUCCGCUACUACGAUCUCCGGGUUCGGCUUCUCCCCGGCGAAUAUUACGGACGCGGUUAAUCUUGUUACGGCGUUUGCGGAUACGGGGUGUGUUAAGGUCGCGCAGGCUACGGGGACGGGGAAGGGGAGUAGUGGGAGUGGGAAUGGCGCGGUGGCGAGGCAGACGGGGGGUGUGGCGGCGGCGGCGGUGGUGGUUGUUGGGGUUGUGGGCGCUGUUGCGAUGCUUUAGGUCGGAUGGGAUGGGUUGGGUUGGGUUGGGAAGCGGUUUGGUUUCUUUGUUCGUCGCAUGCGGCCUAUGAUGUAUAAACAGGUACCUAGUAGUUAGGUAUGGUAUCACACGGUAUAGCCUAGACUACCUAGAGUCAGCGGUGGUGUUGGCUUCUGUCAAUUUUCGUGGACCGAACGUAUUGGCUAGGGUUCGUUGUUUAAACAGACUUCCUCGAACCGCUGUGGUUAAACCUUCGUAUCGCGU